Molecule: messenger RNA, 1710 nt
Organism: Penicillium cataractarum
Lineage: Eukaryota; Fungi; Ascomycota; Eurotiomycetes; Eurotiales; Aspergillaceae
Exons: 9
Coding region: 1-1710 (569 amino acids)
Biological process (GO): transmembrane transport; L-cysteine transport
Cellular component (GO): membrane
Molecular function (GO): L-cysteine transmembrane transporter activity
Source: RefSeq, a predicted model, not a curated record
AUGGAGAAAUUGCGUAAUGUAUGUCAUUUGAUAGAGAGAGGAAAAUGCUCCGAAGUCAUAAGUAUAUCCUUCCGGGCUCCAUCGAGCGUCAAGACGAUUCCCUCCGAUGGGCCGUUCUAUGAGCCAAACACUAUGGCACCUGAAUUAACCAAAUCUGACAUUGCAGCCACUGCUCAAGCCAGGAGUGACGAUGAUGAAUUCGAUUUCAGCAAUGCGCCAAAAGUCCCUGACCAAUUCGCAGACGAGAGUUUCAAACUCUUCUCUAAGAUUCAAGUCACCGACCCAACGCCCGAAGAAGCAAACCAGAUAAGAAAGAAAUGUCUUUGGCGGAUCUUACCUUUCCUAUGUAUCGGAUAUCAUCUGAUGUAUGUAGAUAAGCAGACAUUAGGAAGUUCUGCCAUCCUUGGUAUCAUGACUGAUGCCCAUCUCAAUUCAAACCAGUACAAUUGGCUAUCCUCGAUAUUCUACUUUGGCUAUCUUCUGGCAGAAUGGCCUCAGAAUUGGGCAUUGCAGAAGUUUCCUGUUGGCAAAUGGUUGGCUGGAAAUUUGAUUAUUUGGGGCGGUAUCACCCUCUUGCAUAUCCCAUGCAACAGCUUUGCCUCUCUGUUUGUGGUUCGCUUCUUCCUGGGGCUAGCCGAGGCAUGCAUUGUCCCUGCAUUCUUGCUCUCCAUGUCGAUGUUCUUCACCUACGGCGAACAGGCCGUUAUGAUGCCUAUCAUGUGGUCUAUCGGCAAUGCAAGCCCUAUAACUUCUGGUCUAUUGUCGUAUGGUGUUCUGUGGAUCAAUACUGGAAGUUUCUCUCCGUGGAAAUGGUUCAUGGUUAUCACUGGCGUUCUUACGAUUAUCUUCGGUGUCUUUGUCUACUGGCUUUUCCCUGACAGCCCUCUUCAUGCCGAUUUCCUGACGUAUGAAGAGCGUGCAAAGGCCAUUCUACGAAUCAAAGAGAACCAUUCUGGCAUCGAGCAAAAGCUUUUUAAGAGAUACCAAUUCUUUGAGGCUAUUCAAGACCCUAAGACAUGGCUUUUCUUCCUCCAUGCUUGGUCUCAAGAAAUGGCCAAUGGAAUCACAAACCAGUAUUCUCUAAUCAUCAAUUCCUUCGGGUUUACGGUUCUUCAGACAACACUGCUGGGCACGGUGACAGGAAUAGUAUCUUUCUUUUCCCUUGGAUCCGCUGCCAUUGCGCUAUAUCACACCAAGAAUUGUCGGGCUUGGAUAUCUCUCGUUGCAUACAUCCCAGGUGCCUUGUCUAGCAUACUCCUUCUAGCCCUACCCUGGACAAACCGAUGGGGUCUCAUCAGCGGAAUCUGGAUCCGUUCCACGACUGGCGUACCCUAUGCCGUGGUCAUGAUUUGGGCUGCUAAUGCCUCUGCGGGACACACAAAGAAGACCACAGUAAUUGCUCUAUACCAUAUUGGCUAUGGUUUAGGAAAUAUCAUUUCGCCACAGCUUUUCCAGCCGCGUUGGAAGCCUCGAUACCGGCCAACAUGGAUCAUUCUGCUUGUGGUCGCAGCAAUCCUUCCUUCGAUAGUCAUCAUCAUCCUUCGGGUGUACCUGAGUCAGGAAAACAAACGCCGCGAUAAACUCGAAGCAACAAAACAGGUUAGCGGCAAUGGAAUCAUCGAGACGACUGACUCAGAUGGAGGUCUCGUAACGCGAGUAGUGGAUAAUAGCCAGAUGGAUCUGACUGAUAGAGAGAACUUGACUUUGUAA